AUGCUUGCUUUCCAGCGCCAGGCAGCUGCCCUUGGCCUGCUGCUACUUGCGUUGGUCCCGCAUGUGCACUCGCGGCCUGCUGUCCCUGCGCUCGGCAAGCGAGCAUAUCCGUCCUGCGACGCCACGCCCCCAUUCGACCCGCAAUGGGGCGUGGUCCUGCCGGCCUCCCCCGAUCCUACCGAUGAUGUGACAGUGUUCACUUCUGGAUCCAAGAAUGUCUGGGGCGUCACCUACGACGACGGACCCGGAGACUUUACCCACAACGUCCUUGACAACUUGGACAAGAAGGGCAUCAAGGUCACAUUUUUCCUCAUCGGGUGUCGCAUCGUCGGCAGGGAAGACGUCCUCCGCCGUGCCUACAAGAGCGGCCACCAGAUUGGAAUUCUUUCCGAAGUCAUGUGGACUGCCAAGAUCAUCUAUGACAUCAUCGGCGUCGUGCCGCUGUACAUGCGCCCGCCGUACGGAAACAUCGACGACCGUGUCCGUGGCAUUCUCAAGAGCCUCGGCCUUCGCGUGGUUCUCUGGAAUCGAGACACCAACGACUGGCAGCUGGACUUUCCAAACACGGGCCAAACCCAGGCGCACAUCAUCAGCGAUGUCACCAGCUGGGCCUCCAACCCUCCCAGCGAGGGCAUCGUCUCGCUCGAGCACGACUUUUGGCAGGACACUGCUGCCGUCAGCGUCUCUGUGUUGGACAUCAUCCUCAAGCAGGGCUUCAAAGUUGUCCCCAUCGCCAGCCUGGACCAUCGCCCAGCGUACACAUCAACCUUGAUGCCGCCCACUGUGCCCGACAGCAGCUUUAUCGCCGGGUGCUAUGUGGAUGGGCCCAAGCGCGCCCUCGGUUACUUUGCCGGGUCCUCCGCCACCAUGACCAGGGCCGUUUGCGCGGGUCUGUGCUCCGCGCAAAAAGCAAAAUACUACGGCCUGGAAAACUCGAACGAAUGCUACUGUGGUGGCAGUGUCGUCCUCAACGGUGCCAGUGGCAAUGGCGUCGGCCGUGUCGGCACCAAGCUUCCCGACAGCCAAUGCAGCUCCAAGUGCGCCGGUGAUUCGACUCAGACCUGUGGUGGCGCUUGGACCAUCUGGGUCAACACAGUUGCUGGAGCUCCAGCCCCACCACCACCACCACCUCCUCCUCCUCCUCCUCCACCACCUCCGCCGCCGCCCUCCGCGCCUCAGUUGCCAGGCUGCUUUGUGGACGGAUCGCAGCGAGCGCUCUCAACAUACACCGGGUCUUCGCCGUCUAUGACCAGGGCUGCGUGCUCGAACACUUGCAAGCAACAGAACUUCAAGUACUACGGUGUCGAAUACUCAAGCGAAUGUUAUUGUGGCAAUGCCAUUCUCACUGCCGGCGCCGGCGGAAACGGUGUCGGCCAAGUCGGGGCAAAGCUCCCCGACAGCCAAUGUAGCUCCAAGUGCGCUGGUGACUCGACCCAGACCUGCGGCGGUGUUUGGACCAUCUGGAUCGAUGCUGUCUCUGGAAACCCUCCCACACCACCUUCACCUCCUCCUCCUCCCCCGCCACCCACUUCCCAGUCGCCGAACUGCUAUAUCGAUGGGAGCACGCGAGUUUUGUCAGCAUCCUUCACGCUGACCCUUGUGCGGUUUAUGCAGCAAUCCGGAUCCAACAGCCCUCAGACCUGUGCACAAACGUGCGCCGCCGGCGGAUACAAAUACUAUGGCGUGGAAUAUGGAAGCGAAUGCUACUGCGACAACAAGAUUGCCAGCGGCACUGCCGGUGGUGACGGAGGUACUGCCGGUACCAUUGCGCCGGCCAGCCAGUGCAAUAUGCCCUGUGCCGGCGACGCCAAGCAAAACUGCGGUGCCGCUUGGCGCAUCUGGGUCGGCCAGACAGCUGCAGGACCUGUCGCUGCAUCAUUUGCAGCCGCUCCUGCGCAAGAGCCUGGCUGCUAUGCCAGUCCCGAAUCGAGCCCGAUUCUCAAUGAAAAGUCUAUGAACAAAAUCUCUAUGAAUCGGGAGGCCUGCGCCCAGUUUUGUUCCCAAGACAACUACACAUACUACGCUCUUCAGAACGGCAGUCAAUGCCGUUGCGGCAACAGUCUCGAGGGACCGAGUGUCGAUCCCGGCAACUGCAGCAUGCGCUGCUCUGGCGACAUCAGCAAGACCUGCGGCGGUGCCCAGUUUGCCUGGGUGAAUCGUGUUUCGAUCUAG
Polychytrium aggregatum is the source of this 2172-nucleotide messenger RNA. RefSeq lists its product as uncharacterized. The record is from RefSeq and is a predicted model, not a curated record. The transcript has 13 exons. Gene Ontology annotation, biological process: carbohydrate metabolic process. Gene Ontology annotation, molecular function: chitin deacetylase activity. Gene Ontology annotation, cellular component: membrane. Lineage: Eukaryota; Fungi; Chytridiomycota; Chytridiomycetes; Polychytriales. The coding region runs from base 1 to 2172 and encodes 723 amino acids.